This is a messenger RNA of Pyricularia pennisetigena, 3063 nucleotides long. RefSeq lists its product as uncharacterized. Gene Ontology annotation, molecular function: protein binding. NCBI's taxonomy places the organism in Eukaryota, Fungi, Ascomycota, Sordariomycetes, Magnaporthales, Pyriculariaceae. The record is from RefSeq and is a predicted model, not a curated record. The transcript is spliced from 5 exons. The coding region runs from base 1 to 3063 and encodes 1020 amino acids.
AUGGGUACAAACCCAGGCAACGGAGCAGGUCAGGGCCAAGGAGGCGGUGACAUGUCGGGCAUGAUGCAGUCCAACCAGGCUAAUGGCCCUCAUGCCACGGAAUACACGUUGCAAGGUGUUAUGCGCUUUCUCCAAACGGAGUGGCACAGACACGAACGCGACCGUAAUGCCUGGGACAUUGAGAAGCAGGAAAUGAAGAGCAGGAUAGCGGCCCUCGAGGGUGCGGCGCGGAGAUCAGAUGCUACCCAAAAGGCUCUCAAGAAAUAUGUAACGAUCCUGGAGCAGAAGGUAAAGCAGCAGGCUGCCCAGCUCAAGGGCGAAAACGAUGGAACCAGCGAUACCCAGGGGCCAGCCUCUGAGAGAGAAAAGCGCGAAGCUCUGCUCAAGGAACAUCUCGAAAAAACAGCUGCGCAGGGACGUGGAGGCUACCAGAAAUCUGAUAUUCCGACCGAAACCGAUGUUAACCGGUCCGAACUGAAAACCUUCCUCGACCAGUGCCAGUCCGAGUUUACAUAUUUAAUGAUCACACCCGCAAAUCCCAUCCCGCCUCGGGAAUCCCCGCCGCCGCCAAUGCUGGAUGAACUCCCUCCGGAAGCGGGCUCGUUUGGUAUCCCUGCGGGACAGCAGGUUCUUGAGCAGUCUUACGCCCACCAACCCCUUCGCCAGACUCAGAACCACGUUCGUGAAAUAAAUCCCCGACCAGUGCCCUCUCCUGCCCUCAACCACCAUGCGCCUCCUCCGAUGCAGCCCACGGCCCAGACGGGCGUUUUCGCAAAGGGCCCCGAGAUGCAGGCAGCCCCCGUCGCGCGCUCCAGCGCCGAGAUGCAGCCGCUGUUUGGUGGCGCCGCCCAAGACUGGGCUCCCUCGAACAGCGCACCCCCUAACCGGGCCCCCGAGGAAAACCUGGCAGAGUUGAGCGCUCAAGCCAAGCCAUCUGCUCGGCAGCCAGAGUCUAACCUCGAAAACACCGAGAAGAGGUUUGGCGAGGGCGAUGGAGGAUGGGAUUUCAGCGAAGCCUCGUUCACCGAGCCCCAAACCCAGCCGCAACAAGCCCAACAGCAAAUUCCACCGACCUCGAACCGACCGGACACUGACGUGUUUCCUAACGCCGACAGCAUUCCGAAAUCGCCCAACCGCGGUCCCAAUAAUGCGCACCGAAGGAAGAGUAGCAUGAGUAGGAGAAGAAGCUCGGAACAGGAGCUUUCGCUCAACGCACUAGCUCAGAAGGCUGAAAGCGGAAGCUUCAAGCUACGUUUUGGACUUCGUGGACAUCUCAACACUGUCAGGACUGUUAUAUUCUCCGGCGGUGGCAGUCCGGGGGAGCCCGAGAUAUGCACCGCUGGCGAUGACGGCCUGAUCAAGCGGUUCCACAUCCCGCGUCUCCCUCAUGCAGGCAACAGUGCAGCAUCUGAUCUCGACGUCCAGGCAGACUUUACACACCGUGGCCACCACGGAGCUGUCCUGUCAUUGGCGGCGUGGGCUCCUUCACCCAAUUUCUCUACUGGAGGUCGGGCCCAGGGCGACGGUUGGAUAUUCUCAGGUGGCCAAGACUCGAUGAUUCGGGUGUGGGAACGGGGCCGAGUUGACCCCAAGGCAAGCCUGGACGGCCACACGGACGCGGUCUGGGCCCUCUGUGUGUUGCCUGCUACCCUGGGUGCCAUAUUCGGCAACGCCAAUCCAUAUGGCAGCCCAGAUAGGAUCCUGCUUGCUUCCGGUGCCGCGGAUGGGACAGUACGGCUGUGGGCAGUCAGUGCGCCCCCGCAAAUGACGUCCCCCCAGCCUCCUCCGCCGGGCCGCAGGGUUGGCGGCGGCAGUGGCCGUGUCCGCGGCAACUCUAUGAGCAGUGGUUCGGCAUUCCCGUCCUCCCCGCAGCCGUCGGUUGCAACCAAUAGCCCCUUCCACCACACACUUAUUCACAGCAUCACCAGGGCCGACAGCCCUGGCGCGAGCCCGACUUGCAUCACCACCUUGGGCCGAAACGGAGAGGCAUUUGUCGUAAGCUAUUCUGACGCGGCAAUCAUUGUGUACGAUACCCGCACAGGUGAGGAGAUGGGUUGCAUGGCCAGCCUCGAGACCUACGAUGGAACACCCAAGACAAGCGUGAAUGCCGUAGUGGCUACUACGGUCGGCCUUGAUCAGCCACAGUCGGGUGAGGACGAAAGUUCCCACGGCAGCGGAAGUGGAGCAGGCGGCAGCAGCGGCGGACCAACCGGCGGCGGCCGAUCUAUGGCAGGUUCCGGGGUUGAGGGCGUCAUAAUAUCGGGACAUGAAGAUCAGUUUGUGCGGUUCUUCGAUGCCAACAGCGCCUCCAUCUCUAGCCUGUCGCUCAGCCCCAACGGUCAAGAACUGGUCAGCGCUGGCCACGACGCGUCGUUGCGCUUCUGGAGUCUGGAGAAGCGCUCAUGUACGCAGGAGAUCACGAGUCACCGGAUCAUGCGCGGCGAAGGUGUCUGCGACGUCGUCUGGAGCUCGGACGGCAAAUGGGUCGUCAGCGGAGGAGGCGACGGCGUAGUCAAGGAAGGGCAUGAACCUGGGAAGCGCGAUUGGAUGAUUACGCGGUCGCACGAUUGUAUCGCCACCGACGACGAUGUCGACGUGACGGCUGGCAUGAGGGAGGUUGGAAAGGGCAAGCAAGCUGUUCGGGGGAGGGCAUCGUGGGAUGGAUCGAAUGAUGAUGACAACCAGGAACUGAUGGGAAGGCAUGCUGCAGCGACUAUGAAACCACCUGAGCUCCAGCCUAUGCAUGGGAGCUCCUCUUUCGAAUCCUUCAAACAACUGAGGGAAAGGCGGAGGUGGCAUGUACCAUUCUCAUCUCCAGUAUCCAUGGGUGUGCCGUCUGCCGAGCUUCAUCAUCAAGACCUCGACUUUGCAGACCUCGACAAUAUCCCGAGCCCGUUAAUGUUAACGACUUUUGAGAGCAGCUGGAGCAACUACUUGGGUAUCUCCAACACUAUGGGUCCGGAUUCUAUUGUGCCCAGGUCAUUUGUGGCUUCGGGGUCCAGGUCGAUGUCGCAAAGAGCCCUACCGACGCCCUCUGGAGUUUAUGAAGAUGAGGAAGAGUGA